Molecule: messenger RNA, 5402 nt
Organism: Hypomesus transpacificus
Lineage: Eukaryota; Metazoa; Chordata; Actinopteri; Osmeriformes; Osmeridae
Product: exostosin-1a-like
Exons: 2
Coding region: 957-3014 (685 amino acids)
Cellular component (GO): membrane
Molecular function (GO): glycosyltransferase activity
Source: RefSeq, a predicted model, not a curated record
GUUUCGGAUAUGACGAGACUGAUGGAAGCACCUUGCGCUGGAGAUGGACGUCACAUCACCACCAGCAGCAGCGGCUGCCGUGAGAUUGGACCACAUUUGGGAUGGAAUAGCUCUGGAGGAACUACUGGAAAACCAUCUUACUACUUCUGAACAUUUAAAAGGACAUUUUAUUUUAUGCUGUUCGAAGCUAGCCACACAAAUAAGUUACGCGAAGUAAUGGUUUUCGAUGGCAAAAGACACUUAAGUUUUUCUCUGGUUGCGAGACGGCGAGAGAGCUGUUUUAUAUCGAAGUGAAGCCACAUAUGAUUCCUUUCGAUUAGCUAACACCUAGCUAGCUGGCUAGCUUUAUUGAACUAGAUUGGGCAAUUGACAUUGAUUUUACAAGUGUUUUCUAACUAUCUGUCUCAAUGUCAUUGGAAACGUGGUCUUGUGGAACAUGGUGGAAUGUUUUCAGUUGUGACUUGCUCGUUUGCUUGCCUCUGCACUUGCAAAAAAGUAGUCAGCCUCCACGUAGCUUUUUGGCUAGUUAACAGCAAGAUAAAGAAAAUAUCUUUGUCUAUUACUAGAUUUUGUUUUUACCCGGAGUGACUCAGAUCAGUCAGUCUUUUGAUGAAAGUGCUUCGAACACUUAAAAGCGAGGAUGAAAACCUAGGGAAAGAAAGGUAAACAAAAGGGGUUACUUGGAUCCCUGACCAUUUGGCAGAGGUAGAUACCCCACAGUGCAGAUGGCUAGAAUUCUUGAACAAAUCUAUUGACGAGGAGAAAGAAAUGGUCAUUAAAAAUCGCCCACAUGCGCUCUAUCGAUCGUUGGAUUGGGGUAAGGAAUCAGACGGCGGAGAGGUACGUGCCCUUGCAGACUGAAGGAGGAUGGCGGAGCCGUUCCAUUGGAAGUAAUCAACGUAAAACUGCGAGAGUUGUUGGAUUUAUUGGUAACAUCUACCCUGACCGUAGGACACAUGCAGGCCAAAAAACGGUACUUAUUUCUGUUCUCCACGGGUGCAUGUCUCUUUCUUUUGUUCUACAUUGGAGGGGUACACUUCCCGUUAUCAAGAGAGGGCACAAACCAAGGUGAUGAGUACCGCCACUCCAACUUGCAGUGGCCCCACUUCCUGGGCCCUUUGCAGCCGUUCAGCCCCUUCGAUCAACUGGAGACCGAAGACUUCAAUGUUCACAUAUCACCAAGGCAAAAGAGGGAUGUUGUGCCAGGUAUCUACACUAAGAAACGCUGCAGAAUGGAGUCCUGUUUUGAUUUCUCUAAGUGCAAUAACAACAGAUUUAAAGUUUAUGUUUACCCUCAGCAGAAGGGGGAAAAAAUGUCAGAAAGUUACCAAAAUAUUUUGUUCGCCAUUGAGGGUUCUCGGUUUUACACCUCUGACCCGGGGCAGGCUUGCCUUUUCAUCUUGAGUUUGGACACUUUGGACAGGGAUCAGCUCUCACCUCAGUAUGUUCACAACCUGAAAACAAAAAUACAGAACUUGCCUCUUUGGAAUGGUGGCAAGAACCACAUUAUCUUCAACUUGUACUCUGGGACAUGGCCUGACUACACAGAAGACUUUGGCUUUGACAUCGGCGAAGCAAUGCUCGCCAAGGCCAGCAUUAGCACGGAAAACCUCAGACCCAACUUUGAUGUGUCUAUUCCUCUUUUCUCAAAGGAACAUCCAAGGACAGGAGGGGAGAGGGGUUAUUUAAAAUAUAAUACCAUUCCCCCUUUCAGAAAGUAUAUGCUUGUAUUUAAGGGGAAACGGUACCUCACAGGAAUAGGGUCAGACACAAGGAAUGCAUUGUAUCAUGUCCAUAACUCGGAGGAUGUGGUGCUCCUCACAACAUGUAAACACGGCAAAGACUGGCAGAAGCAUAAAGAUGCCCGCUGUGACCGUGACAAUUCAGAGUAUGACAGCAAAACAGAAAAAAGGACAUGGACCAGAAGAUGGCUGCUCAGGAGGAAGAGGGGGUGUUACAGCCAACCACUGAGGGAGCUGGCUGACGAAGAUGCUCCUGGUUACAGAAACUGGUUAAGAAUGGCGCCAAACACAUUUAAUAGUCUGGUGAGCCUGGUGGAACCAUCAUUAAGAAGGCAAGACACAGUGAUGAGGGAGGCAAUACCUGUUGGGGAGAGACUGGCAAUAACAUUGAGGUACUUGGCCACAGGACAGACCUUCUCCUCUCUGGAAUACACAUUCCGGGUUAGUAGGCACAGCAUUUCCAGGAUAGUAGUCGAGACCUGUGAGACUCUUUACAAGGCAUUACAACAGGAUUACCUCAAAGUGCCAUCCACAGAAGAGGAGUGGAAACACAUUUCCACCAGAUUUGAGGAGAGGUGGAACUUUCCACAUUGCAUUGGGGCCUUAGAUGGCAAGCAUGUCAACAUCCUUCCGCCACCUAAUUCAGGGUCUCAUUACUAUAACUACAAAGGUUUUAAUUCAAUAGUUCUCAUGGCUCUAGUAGAUGCAGACCUGAAAUUUAUUUAUAUUGAUGUAGGGACAAAUGACAGAGUUAGCGACGGGGGAGUUUGGGCCAAGUGUGGGCUGAGCCGGGCAUUGGAAGACAACACACUGAACAUACCACCACCAGAAGACCUGCCUGGCCGUCAAACCCCUGUCCCUUAUGUUGUCGUGGCUGAUGAGGCUUUUGGUUUGAAGCCAUGGAUGAUGAGACCAUACCCAAGGACACAACUGAAUAACAACAAGCGAAACUUUAACUACAGGCUCUCUCGUGCACGUCGUUGUGUUGAGAAUGUUUUUGGAAUCUUGGCAAACAGAUUCAGAGUUUUUCGCCAAGCAAUUGCACUGGAGCCUUCCAAGGCUGUAAUAAUAACAAAGGCAGCAUGUGUUCUUCACAAUUACCUAAGAACUGAAUCCCUCACCCGUUACACCUACACACCUCCCAGUCUGGUGGAUCAGGAGGACACUGAAACAGGUCGACUUAAUCACAGAGCUUGGAGGGAAGAACCAGAAUGUAUGCGCCCUAUUGCAGCUUCCUCAGACAGAAAUUCAUCUUUGCAGCAAAACAAGUGAGAGAGGAGUACUGCAGCUACUUCAACACAAACGGAGCAGUAAGCUGGCAAGAGAACGCUUUGUCUUGAAUACUUAUUCUUCGUCCACACUUCCAUAACCUCUACCCAUCUGUUUCAUUAAUGCAGUAUGCAGGAUACAAAAAGACGAUAAUGAAUGAAAUGCAACAAAUACAUUUUGUUUGAUUUUAUUUUCAGUUCAGCCACCCUGGCAAAUGCAAAAUAUAAAAUACACAAUUAAAGAAGUUAAAUUACUAUUAAAUAAGUUAAAUUGCAGAUUACUAUACAUACUAAUAUACAUACUCCAUUUGUUUAAAAUUCAGAAUACAAAAAGAUAAUAAAUACAAUUUUACAAUCAAAUACAUGUUUUGUUUUUCAUUUUCAAUUCAGCUACCCUGGCAAAUGCAAAAUAUAAAAUACGCAAAUAAGUUAAAUUACUGUUGAAUCAAAUCCCUAUACAUACUACUCCUCAUCUUGGACAGAGUGAGCCAACUCGAUUAUCUGUCUUUUCAGCUUCUUCACCUUGUUGUCUGGCAGACUUUCUAGGCAACUUUCUAAGUACUGUAAAAAGCCAGUGUGCUGUGAGGAGGCCUUUCUUUUCAGAACACCCAUAGCUUACUGCCUCUGUAGCUUUAUCCAUUUUUUUCUUUUUGGGCUCAGACACAGCAUUGUGGCGUUGGGGUUGAGGUGGAGUUGUAGGAGUGUAUGUGGAAGGAGAAGGAGAAGAUAAGAUGUUCUCUGGGAACUGGGAUGCUGAGGGAGCAGCCAAAACUGUUGACAAAUUGUCACAACUUUCUUCAGGGGUGCAGGGAUCACGGAGAAAAGACAGGAUGUAAUAAUACUUCCACUUUGGGAGGAAAACCUCUUCAACGCCGGCCCCCGAUUUACUGCUCUUCAGAACCAGGCCAUGCUCCCGCGAAAACACAGUGCGAAGGUUUUUAAAUUUCCUCUUGAUAUCUUCCUCUGAGAAAAAAAGGAACAUAAUAUUGUAACAUAAAUAAUCUAUAGGUGAUAUCACAUACUUUUUUUUUUAACUAUGCGUUUACACACAGUUUAUAUUAUGAAGAAAUGUGGAAUUAACUGUAGAAAUUAGGGCUGGGCGAUAAAUCGAUAAAAAUAACUAUCGAAGUAAUGACUUCCCUCGAUAAAGAUAUCGUAACAUUAAUUCAUUUUCAAUAAUAUCGAUAAUGUCCAUAGUGAUAGAUCAGAAAUUAUUUUGAUCUGUUCUUAAACCUUUGUCCAUGACUGUAACGCAGUAAGAACCAUGUUGUCGAUAAUAACUAACUUACUACAACAACAUUAUUGCAAUAGCCAUUAGAACUUGAAAAAAUAUGCAUAAAACAAUUUUCACAACAGGAUGUACCGGUUAUAUAUCGGUCCUCAUCUGACAGCUUCUGACAGAGCAUCUGAAAGUCCCUCGUUUUAAGGUCCCGGUGUUUAUAUAGCUUUGCCUUUGGGUUCCACAAGUAGUCGUGCUCUGUAUACAAGGAUACAAUAAGAGACGGUGAUGUUAGACAAACACUGCUCCAACUUAAAAACAAGACAAAAAAACUAUCGAUGAGCGGCCCUUCAUUUAUUACAAGUCAGUGGUUCUCAAACGUUUUAGAGUGGCGUACCCCCGAGGCAUUUAACAUCAUUCUGCAUACCCCCUCUCAUACACUGCACUGUCUGUGUUUAUACUUGUUCUUCACGCUAGUAAGUGCUAAAUCUCCACUUUUACAAAGGUACAUUGUCGAGAACAGCAGUAAUAUAAUGUGUGCAAUUUUCGUUUGCUUUUGACUCAGUUUAAUUUGGAUGUCAUGUAUUUACGGCAUUUAACCUGCUAAAAAUGCAUAGUAUGGGGUAGAAUUAAAUAAACGGCCAAUUUUGUUCGCGUACCUUCUCCGUCGCCUCAAUUUGAGAACCACUGUUAAAAGUGAAUUGCCGAAACACGUCAGGGUAACUAGCUACUGUAAUUAACUUUCAGGUAGGCUAACUAGCUAACCAUGUUAUGUAGCAAAUUCACCUCAAGUUAGCUAGCUAGCUAUAUCCCAUAGAAAGUCUAUGGAGCGGUGGCUAACGGCAGUUAUCAAAACUAACGUUAAAUAUUCAAUGUAUAAAUUACAGCCUGGACACAUUAAAUUUGACAUCUAUUGCUAUUUUAAGCAUUAAAUUAAGCAAAUUUUCUGUUAUGGGUUUACACAUGACAUUUUACCAGCAUAAAAAGAUAUUAGUUGACGCUCCUUUUCUUCGCUCCACUGCCGCUGAGAGGCCGCCAUCUUGUUUGAACAUUUUCUGAAAUCUCCAAGCCGGUCACGUGAUCGGUGGCUAGCAUUCUGAUUGGAGGAUCUCAAAAAGUUGCCCACGACUGAUCUAAAGUAUCCUGAUAAAAAUAUGUUGCCCAUUCUCAAUG